Molecule: messenger RNA, 1461 nt
Organism: Pipistrellus nathusii (Nathusius's pipistrelle)
Lineage: Eukaryota; Metazoa; Chordata; Mammalia; Chiroptera; Vespertilionidae
Source: the annotation of a GenBank genome assembly
AUGGAUGAAAGGUUCAACAAGUGGCUGCUGACGCCCGUGCUCACCCUCCUCUUCGUGGUCAUCAUGUACCAGUACGUGUCCCCCUCCUGCACCAGCUCCUGCGCCAACUUCGGGGAGCAGCCCCGCGCCGCCGGGGGGCCCGCCGGCCCGCCCUCCGCCCCGGGUCCCGCCCGCCGAGCGCAGGUGCCGCCCGAGGACGGGGAGCGGCGGCCCCAGCUGCCCCCGCCGCCCCGGGGGCCGCCCGAGGGGCUUCGGGGCGCCGUGGUGGCGCCCCCCGAGGACGACGACGACGACGAUGAGCCGGGGGACCAAGAGGAGGAGGAGGGAGAAGAGGAGGAGGAGGAGGGCGAGGAGGAAGAGGAACCGGACCCCGAGGCCCCAGACCACGGCGGCGGCGGCUCGCUGCCCAGGUUCGUGCCGCGCUUCAACUUCACCCUGAAGGACCUGACCCGCUUCGUGGACUUCAACAUCAAAGGGCGCGACGUGAUCGUGUUCCUGCACAUCCAGAAGACCGGCGGCACCACGUUCGGCCGGCACCUGGUGAAGAACAUCCGGCUGGAGCAGCCUUGCAGCUGCAAGGCCGGCCAGAAGAAGUGCACCUGCCACCGGCCCGGCAAGAAGGAGACCUGGCUCUUCUCCCGCUUCUCCACCGGCUGGAGCUGCGGGCUGCACGCCGACUGGACGGAGCUCACCAACUGCGUGCCGGCCAUCAUGGAGAAGAAAGACUUUCCCCGCAACCACAGCCACACCAGGAAUUUCUAUUACAUCACGAUGUUGCGUGAUCCAGUGUCCCGUUACCUGAGCGAGUGGAAGCAUGUCCAGAGAGGGGCCACGUGGAAAACCUCUCUCCACAUGUGUGAUGGGAGAAGCCCCACCCCCGAUGAGCUACCUACCUGCUAUCCUGGGGAUGACUGGUCUGGGGUCAGCUUGCGCGAGUUCAUGGACUGCACCUACAACCUGGCUAACAACCGCCAGGUGCGCAUGCUGGCGGACCUCAGCCUGGUGGGCUGCUACAACUUGACUUUCAUGAACGAGAGCGAGAGAAAUGCCAUCCUGUUGCAGAGCGCGAAAAACAACCUGAAGAACAUGGCCUUCUUUGGGCUCACCGAGUUCCAGAGGAAGACACAGUUUCUCUUCGAGAGGACAUUCAACCUCAAGUUCAUCUCUCCCUUCACACAGUUCAACAUCACGCGGGCUUCCAACGUGGACAUCAACGACGGUGCUCGCCAACGCAUCGAGGAGCUCAACUUCCUGGACAUGCAGCUGUACGAGUACGCAAAAGAUCUCUUCCAGCAGCGCUACCACCACACCAAGCAGCUGGAGCACCAGAGGGACCGGCAGAAGAGGAGGGAGGAGCGGAGGCUGCAGCGGGAGUCUCGGAGCCACCGGUGGCCCAAAGAGGACGGGAACGCAGAGGGGGCCGUCACUGAGGACUACAACAGUCAGGUGGUGAGAUGGUGA